Molecule: messenger RNA, 1078 nt
Organism: Colletotrichum navitas
Lineage: Eukaryota; Fungi; Ascomycota; Sordariomycetes; Glomerellales; Glomerellaceae
Exons: 1
Coding region: 281-820 (179 amino acids)
Source: RefSeq, a predicted model, not a curated record
CUUGGUUUUUUCCUUUCUUGCACAUAUCCCAGCCGCGACCCUUUGAGACGUGCCGUGCCGUGCCAGGUGGUACCUACCGGUCGAGAGAAGUAUCCGAACCAAGGCAACCCGGAUGCCUCGACUACCAAGAGCAAACAUCAGCCGCCUCGCCUGUGGCCGUGUCUGGGUGGCCAAGGUGACGUAGAAGAAGCAACAUCCGCCAACAAGGCCGAGAGGGGCAGCCACUUCAUCGUUUCCCCCCCCUUCUCUCUCUCUCUCUCCCAACUCAGACAGACGCGCGAUGUCAUACAGGUGGGAAGCGACACCGCACCGCCCGUCCACCUUACCUCCGGGCACGCCAGUCCCAGGAACGGGGGGGGGAGGUCCCAUGAUCCUUCAGCAUCUCACGAUCCCAUGGUCCCAUGAUCCUCAUGCCCUCCUCGUGCUGCCCCCGGUGUGCAAACCGGCCCGAGAUUCUCGACGACAAGAGGCCAAAAAUGCAAUCUCUUCUUCGUCUAGCCUUUCCGUGACCAUUUCCACUACUGUGGUACAACGGGGGAACCGCCUCGUCCGCCGGCAUCGCACAUGUGGUCCGUCCCACCGGUUUCCCCCCCUUACUCGCCAAUGUAACUACCCUGCGGAACCGACCUCGUUCUACCGGGGAGCAGGAGAGCACGCUUCCGGGGCCGUUUCGCGUCGCCCCGAGGAUAGAACGCCGGCAGAAUCCUCGGGACUUUUUUUCUCCCCCCUUCUUCUUUUCUUUCCCUUCUUGUUUGCUGGCAGAAUUGAGUGGGAAUCCCCAGCAAAUAUCGCAAAAGUGUCACUUCUCAACCGCCCGUAAACGACCACUCUCCCACCCCUCCGAUAGUGACAACUCAUGACCGCCUCACCAUCGUCGGUGUACGAUGGACAGUGAGACUUCUCACGAUGAAAACUCGCUUCCCAAGCCCUAACACCCGCAUUGGUUUCGUUCCCUCCCCUUCAGAGGGAACUUCUCCCGUAGCCUUCUUUUCGUCCCCCCCAAACCUUACCACGCAAAUGAUCGCAACCCGUGACCAACAGCUCGGUAGGCUCAGCCCGUCGGCUUCUCUCCCGCGCC